UAUCUUUGCAUCCAUCUGUCGAGUGACGUGGAUAGUGGAUGUUGGAGUGCGUGUGGUGGUGGGAAGCUUCGUGUUUUUAUGUGUAGUGUUUCAUGAGGCGUGUGUUUGUUGCAGAGUGAUUGGUUGCCAAAUAAACUCAAGUAUUUAUACAGUACAUUCAUUCCAAACUAGAGUAUCAAAAUGACCACAUAUGAGGAGUUCAUUCAACAAAAUGAAGAUCGUGACGGCGUGCGAUUUACAUGGAAUGUUUGGCCUUCAAGUCGACUUGAGGCAACUCGUUUGGUAGUACCACUGGGAUGUUUGUAUCAACCAUUGAAAGAAAGACCAGAUCUUCCGCCAAUUCAAUAUGAUCCUGUUUUAUGUACAAGGAAUACAUGCAGGGCAAUUUUGAAUCCUCUGUGUCAAGUUGAUUAUCGAGCAAAACUGUGGGUCUGCAACUUCUGUUUUCAGCGAAAUCCGUUUCCACCACAAUAUUCUGGAAUAUCAGAGCAACAGCAGCCUGCUGAACUUAUUCCAAUGUUUUCAACUAUAGAAUACACUAUCACGAGAGCACAGUGUCUCCCACCAAUUUUCCUGUUGGUUGUGGACACGUGUGUAGAUGAUGAAGAACUUGGAGCAUUGAAAGAUUCACUACAGAUGUCACUGAGCUUACUGCCACCAAAUGCACUCAUCGGUCUCAUCACAUUUGGAAAGAUGGUGCAGGUGCAUGAACUCGGAUGUGAAGGUUGUUCAAAAAGUUACGUUUUCAGAGGCACUAAAGAUCUGUCAGCAAAACAAAUACAAGACAUGUUGGGUAUUGGGAGGUUUGCAAAUGCACCACAACAACCACCGCAACAACCACGUGGCCCAAGUGGUCAACCAUUGCCUCCUGCUAACAGAUUUCUGCAACCUGUUCACAAGUGUGAUGUCAGCCUGACAGAUAUGUUGGGUGAGCUUCAGCGUGAUCCAUGGCCAGUUCCGCAAGGAAAACGGUCACUCCGAUCAACUGGUGUUGCCUUGUCUGUGGCAGUUGGUCUUCUGGAGGUGUCUCUUGGGUUGACUACUGAUCUUAAACAGGGCGUGAAACGGUGCACUUACCCAAACACGGGAGGGAGGAUAAUGCUUUUUGUUGGUGGACCUUGCUCCCAAGGUCCUGGUCAAGUUGUGAAUGAUGAUCUUCGGCAACCUAUUAGGUCUCAUCACGAUAUCCAGAAGGAUAAUGCAAAAUAUAUGAAAAAGGCAAUCAAACAUUAUGAAGGGCUUGCUGGUCGAGCGGCAAUAAAUGGGCAUGCAAUUGAUAUUUAUUCUUGUGCUCUGGACCAAACUGGUUUAUUAGAAAUGAAACAGUGUUGCAAUUCCACAGGAGGCCACAUGGUAAUGGGAGACUCAUUCAACUCAUCACUUUUCAAGCAAACAUUUCAAAGAGUUUUUGCGAAAGAUCAGAAAGGUGAAUUUAAAAUGGCUUUCAAUGGUACCCUGGAAAUCAAAACUUCUCGUGAACUGAAAGUUUCUGGUGCCAUUGGACCAUGUGUGUCUUUGAACAUGAAAAGUCCUAGUGUAUCAGACACAGAGAUUGGAUUGGGUGGUACUUGUCAGUGGAAAUUUUGUACAUUCAAUCCAAAUACAGCUGUUGCACUGUUCUAUGAAGUAGUUAAUCAGCAUGCAGCCCCCAUUCCUCAGGGAGGUAGAGGAUGUAUACAGAUGAUAACUCAGUACCAACAUUCAAGUGGACAGCGAAGGAUUAGAGUGACGACAAUAGCCAGGAACUGGGCAGAUGCUACAGCCAAUUUGCACCACAUAAGUGCUGGAUUUGAUCAGGAAGCAGCAGCAGUUUUGAUGGCAAGAAUGGUAGUUUUCAGAGCAGAGACUGAUGAUGGCCCUGAUAUGCUGCGCUGGAUAGACCGGAUGCUCAUUAGAUUAUGCCAGAAAUUUGGAGAAUAUGCAAAAGAUGAUCCAAAUAGUUUCCGACUUUCCGAAAAUUUUACUCUUUAUCCACAAUUUAUGUUUCACUUAAGACGUUCACAUUUCCUUCAAGUUUUCAACAAUAGUCCUGAUGAAACUACAUUUUACAGGCAUAUGCUAAUGAGAGAAGAUUUAACACAAUCCCUUAUCAUGAUACAACCUAUUCUGUACAGCUAUAGCUUUAAUGGGCCUCCAGAGCCAGUGCUUCUAGAUACAAGCAGUAUACAGCCAGACAGAAUCCUGCUGAUGGACACAUUUUUUCAGAUACUGAUCUUCCAUGGGGAGACAAUUGCACAAUGGCGGGCUCAGCGCUACCAAGACAUGCCGGAAUAUGAAAAUUUCCGACAACUUCUGCAGGCACCUGUUGAUGAUGCUCAAGAGAUAUUACAGACACGUUUCCCAAUGCCCCGGUACAUUGAUACAGAGCAAGGUGGAUCACAGGCAAGAUUUCUUCUAUCAAAAGUAAAUCCCUCGCAGACCCACAACAACAUGUAUGCAUAUGGUGGGCAGGCGACGCAGAUCCCAAAUGCGGAAAGUGGUGCUCCAGUUCUCACUGAUGAUGUCAGCCUGCAGUUAUUUAUGGAACACUUGAAGAAGCUAGCUGUGUCCUCUUCUUAACAACAGCUAGCAUCAUAACUCUAUUGUGUUCCAGAUAUGGACUAAUUCAUAAAUGUUUACAUUAUUUGUUGCUGUAAUACCGCUAAAGAUAUUUAGUGGUGUACUUUUUGUAAUAUACAUAUAAUGAGCAUUGGGUACAUCAAAUCAUAUACAUAUUCCAAGAAAUUUGUCAAUUAUUGUAAAUAAUUUUUGCCCAUAAAAUAAAUAGCUAGAUUUUUAUUGUAUUGUAGGUGCUUU
Schistocerca nitens (vagrant locust) is the source of this 2796-nucleotide messenger RNA. It is a transcript of the gene Sec23, whose product is annotated as protein transport protein Sec23A. Bases 181 to 2559 code for a protein of 792 amino acids. The transcript is spliced from 18 exons. Gene Ontology annotation, biological process: intracellular protein transport; endoplasmic reticulum to Golgi vesicle-mediated transport; COPII-coated vesicle budding. Gene Ontology annotation, cellular component: COPII vesicle coat; endoplasmic reticulum exit site. Gene Ontology annotation, molecular function: zinc ion binding; GTPase activator activity. The record is from RefSeq and is a predicted model, not a curated record. NCBI's taxonomy places the organism in Eukaryota, Metazoa, Arthropoda, Insecta, Orthoptera, Acrididae.